GCAGCCCUGGUUUGAGGAAGGGAAUUUGGGCGUUUGCACUGUGGAAGUGUUCUAAGAGGCGGUUGCUGGCAUAAAGGGCAGCAAGGGUGAGAGAGGUAAAGUCAUCUAAGGGAGCAGGGUAUCUUCAGAGAUCAGGUUAUGGGAGCAAAGAGAUGAGGGUGUGUGCAACGCCAUGGAGAGAGUUGAAGCUGCUGACAAAGCAUGUGUGGGAUCUGGGGGAAAUGGGAAGCCGGUGUAGAGACUGAAAAGGAGGUAUCAUGUGGUCAGAGUUCUGACAGAGGUCACGAAUGGAAACCGGCAGAGUGGUGGACAGAUGCCUGUGGACCAAGAGGAGCCCUAAAGGAAUCGCUUCCAGAUGAAAGGUUAGGCUGUAAUCCCAUUUUGCUGCACCAGGAGCUGAGAGACUGCACUCUGCCCAGCAGCCCAGCCUGUGCUAUGCCCGUGGUAACAAAGGAGCCCUGAUCUUACAAAGGCUUAACUUUCCUGUGGGGAAACCAGACGAUUUCAAUGGAAUUAUGUGCCGCAGUGAAGACCGAAAUGGAAGAUGUGAGCUCCAAAAGGGUAACUGAGUUCAUGCAGAAAUGUGUCAAGCUUGAGGAUAACGAAGGGGAUGCUCAGCCCAAGGAGGAGAUUAUAGAAGUGCAAACUCUCCCUAUCCUCGCUCCGUCGUACCCUCAGACAGUGCAAGAAGAAAUAUCGAUGGUCUUCAAUACUUGUGCAAUGCCAGCCAACCUGGGCCCAUGCACCAGGAGGAGGCGUGAAAAAGCCAGUGGCCAUGAUGGGACGAGUACAUCUCUCUAUGUUGACCGCCGAAAGUCAAAGGUGUGGAACUAUUACACCAAACUGGGGGAUGCCUAUGUUGAAUGCAACGUCUGUAAGAAACAGCUCUCCUUCCACAACAGCACCACUACCAUGAGGGAACAUCUUGUGAGGAAACAUAGCAUUCGUGACACCUUGUUAUCUCAGCUGAAGGAUGACCAGGUUCCAGAUCCAGACUAUGUGGCUCAAGAGAAUGCAAUAAAAAGGGCACGGCAGCUGACACCUGAAAAUAACAAUCAGUACCACACUGUAUCCUGCACAGAACCCAGGACUGAUGUUAUUCUGGAGCUAGUGCUAGAAAUGAUCUUCCGGGACCUCCAUCCUCUCUCAGUAGUGAAGGACAAAGGCUUUGGCCUUCUCAUAGGCUACCUAGAACCUAGUUUUAUUCUCCCAUCCCCUAUGCAGCUCUCUAGCAUGCUAUGGCACCGAUACAAUGUUGUCAAGCAACACCUAGAACACUAUUUGCAAACAGCCCAGUCUAUUGUGAUCUGCGCAGAGUUCUGGCUAUCUCAACCCAACCAGACAUAUUUGACAAUCAUGACUAAUUUUAUUGAUGGGGAAUGGCGGCGGGCAAGGUGCAUCCUGGAGACCCAACAGGUGCAUGAGAAUAAAACGGAGAGCAAUUUGGGAGACAGGCUGUACUCUGUCCUGACAGACUUUGGGCUGUCAAACAAGUCUGUUUUCUGUGUGAUGCAUGACAGCCUGCAAGAUUUAGAGGUAAACUCAUCGCAACUCAAAUGUGUCUAUGGGUGGACUAGCCUGUGCUGUGCUGCCCAUUUGCUGCACCUGUGCAUCAAGGCAGGUCUUGAGGUGGAGCAGGUGCAAGAGGCUCUGAGUGCUGCCCGUAGUAUUGUCUGUUACUUCCAGCAAGAUGCUAAAGCCACCUGCUCCCUGAACAGCAAACUGGAAGCCAUCAACAAGACUAAACUGAAACUAGUGAUGGACACUGGGGCUCGGUGGAUCACCACCAUCGAGAUGUGUGAGUGCCUGUUGGACCUCAAGUGGGCUAUCAUGUCUGUGUUGGAGGAACACCCCAAGGGGACAACGGUAGUCCAGAACCUGGCUGACCAUCAGUGGAAGCUCUUGCAGGAUCUGGUGCCUGUCAUGAGGACACUCAAGAUUGCCACUUCGUUCUUGCGGGAGGAGCAGAACUUCUCCAUCUCCUCCCUGAUGCCCUGUAUCCAUGGCAUUGUCACUGCUAUUGGACAGCAAUCAGAAGAAGCCAGUGGCAUUAUCAAGACUGUGGUGAACAACAUAAGGUCAGAGCUCACGCAGCGCUGGGGGAUUUUGGACGACGAGAAGUUGCUGGAGAGCCCGGCUGUGGUGGCAUCGUUCUUAGACCCACGUUUUAAGGAAAUGAGAUUCCUGAACCCCAGCCUGCGGAGUGAGCUGCACAAAAAAAUCAAAAGCAUGCUCUCACAGUUCUUCAACCAUCAGUCCCCGCUGUCAACCCAGUUCUGGGUGCCCAACUCAGAUUACAAAGCCGAGGUUGGUGAAGCAGGUGGCCAGCUCUCUGCUCAUAAAGAGAGAGGCCCAAGUGGGCAAUCCCAGAGCAUGUAUGAUAUCCUUCUGGGAAAAGAUCCAACUGAGAGUAUGCCUGAGAUCCAUCAGCAGCUGGAGAACUAUAUUGUAGAACCUCUGUGUAAGCGAAGCACAAACCCCUUGGACUGGUGGAAAAAUAACGAACACCGUUUCCCUUCCGUAGCCCGACUUGCCCGGCAAUACCUGGCCAUACCAGCGACUGUUGUGCCACCUGAUCAGGCCUUUGCUGCCAGUGAAAGUGCUCUGGAGCACCGGAGAGGUGUACUUGCCCCUGAGAAUCUGGACCAAAUUCUCUUCUUACACCAAAAUUUUGAUUUUUUAGAGUCUAUGAGAAAUGGCAAUGAUAAUUUGAACAAGAAUGUGCACGGCCAGUACUAAAAAUUAGGGUUGUAGGGGGGAAAUAAGCAAGCUGACUAAAGGUUGAAGGCUUGACUAAUUCAUUGGGAGACGAGUGUGAAGUUGGAGGCCUUGAGGUCAAUUUAGUCAAAGGUCAGAAUUUGACCUUGACUGGGUAAUUUAUAGGCAAGCUUGCCUAAACUUACCCUUAUUUUCUCUGUAGUGGUGGGUCAGCCCCUAAUUAACAACUAGCUUUUUUUCUUUCUGAAACAGGCAUUAGAAGUAAGGGUAAGAGCCACUUCUGUUGACGCUCUCAAAAGACAGACACAUUAUCAGAAGGCAACUCCUUGUCUGGAGAUCCACAGUGAAAAAUGAGUGGUGAAAUGAUAAUGCAUGCAUUGAUCUUGGAGAGCAGACAGACAUAAGGAAAGAAUGCAGAAGCAAUUAUAGUACUAUAGAGUGUGUGUGUGUGUGUGUGUGUGUAGACAUUUUCAUGCACCUUCCGAUCCCUGAGACUGUUCCAAAGAGGGAACAUGGAUAUCCUAGUCCUAUCUACCUGUUCCGGAAUUCUAGAAGGGAGACUUCCAUCUGGAGAGCUUUGUAUCACUGGCUUACCACUUGCUCUCGCUUGCUCCCUUCUGUAAGUUUCUAAAACAGAAGCACGAAUACCCAUGCCCCCACAUAAGGAGGCUAACAUGUGAAUCAACCCAUGAAUGGGUGGUGCUUUCUGUGUAGGAAGUCCAUUUAGAUACGCAUUUCUUCAAGCCUCUGUGGGCAAUAAAACCCUGUAAUGUUUACUUAAGCCACACCUUGAUCUGAAGAUGGGAUAAACAUCAAGACUGAGGAGCUGCUAGCAGUGGUUGGGGUAUUGGUGUUUGUUCUCGUUGAUGCUUCUGAAAAAUUGCAUCUGAAUUUGAACUGAUGCAAGGGUAAGGAAUGGGAAGAAGACAAUGAUUCUGCUUUCAAGCGGAAUUCACACUGUAGUGCCCUUCUAAUACAUAACAAAGGACUAUGUAGGUAUAUAUUUAAGACUGUUAUUGAGCCAUGCUGCAGUGAUCCUACAGCUGAUGACUGUGAGGCUUUUUCCUUAUAGAAAAAAACCGGUUUUGUUUAUCAGUUGCACUAAACGUUUUGAUGCUUCAGCCCUCAAAGCUGCUUUCUUGUGUCUAGCAAUGACGAGUGAAUUGCAUAGAUCAUUUUUAUGGCAGGAAAUCCUCACCCCACUUGUUUCACAGAUUUUUGUUAAGUGAGAUAUGGAACUGGCAGUUCACAUGCAAGCAGCUGCACAUAUUAGCAUUUACAUAGGAAAAUAUCAGUAUUGUAUCAACCCCCUGCUGGUGUUCGUGAUCAUAACCCAUCGUGCAGCCUUCUGGAUUUGUCAAUUGUUGAGGACGAUGACAGACAGGAAGAUGGAGCUGGCUGGGAGGUGCACUCUGCAACUCCAGUUAUGGCAUAAAGCAGCACAACCAUGCAAGAAGUCCUUGAUAAUGCAGAGGAAUCUCAAAUUUGCUAUAAGGGAUAGGUAGGCAACCUUGGCUCUCCAGCUGCUGUUGAAUUACUCUCCCAUCAUCCCCUGCCACAAUAAUGCAGGGGAUGAUGGGACUGUAGUUAAACAGCAGCUGGAGAGCCAAGGUUGCUUCCCCCUGCUAUAGGAGACGUAGGGGACCAUCCCUAUUAGGCCAGUGGCCACACAUCUGGGAGACUGUUAAUAUGACAAAUGUUUAUAUACCACUUAGAUAUAUAUAAAGAUGGGAGUGUAUGGUCUGUUUCCAGAUGUUUUUUUCCUUGUGCUAGAGCAGGCCAGCACAAAAACCUCCAGCUGUUUUUGAGCUAAAAACUCCCAUAAUCCCCAGGCACAGUGACCAAUAGCCAAGGAUUAGGGGAAUUGUAGGCCAACAUCCACAGGAGAGCCAAAGCUGAGCAGCCCUGUGCUAGAGAAUGCUAUAUAUUGAGCAAAUCACCCAAUGUAUGAACCUUAUGGUACACGGCUAUGGCUACAAACACCUGAGUGCCAUUUGGCUCAUUUCUAACCUGAGGCAAGAGAGCACCUUUCAGUUAGUGAAAACCUGCCUAGUCUCAUGAGCCAUCGCCCUUUUACUUGUGCUACACACACACACAGACAGAGCUGACCUGGUUUGGGCAUGAUAAGUGAUUCAUUGCAAAAACUGGGUGCUGCUGCAUUGUAGAAGGCCUCAAUUAUAAGCCUACAGACCAAGCAAGAAAUGUCAGUGGAGAUGGUGGCGGGAGGUGUCAGAAACUGUAAGGUUCUAUGUGCACUUGGAGGAAAGGUGGGGGAGAGACAGCCUGGCAAGAGAGCUGAUGUGCAUUAAUACUCAUGGGUGUGUGUGUGUCAAAUCCUGUUUCUUUGUGGGUUUGUGUGUUUUUUCUUUCUUUUCAUGGCUGUGUUCCUUCUGCACAGUAACAGUGCAAUAACCUGCAUCAAGGUAUGGUAAUUUAAAAGGAAAACAGUGGGUCUGCUAGAGAGCUGAGCAUAUUCAAUGGAUAGAAUAAACAUUUUUGUCCA
Molecule: messenger RNA, 5221 nt
Organism: Hemicordylus capensis (graceful crag lizard)
Lineage: Eukaryota; Metazoa; Chordata; Lepidosauria; Squamata; Cordylidae
Product: E3 SUMO-protein ligase ZBED1-like
Exons: 5
Coding region: 508-2739 (743 amino acids)
Molecular function (GO): protein dimerization activity; DNA binding
Source: RefSeq, a predicted model, not a curated record